This is a messenger RNA of Tachyglossus aculeatus (Australian echidna), 3506 nucleotides long. RefSeq names its product HAUS augmin like complex subunit 6 (gene HAUS6). Gene Ontology annotation, cellular component: HAUS complex; mitotic spindle microtubule. NCBI's taxonomy places the organism in Eukaryota, Metazoa, Chordata, Mammalia, Monotremata, Tachyglossidae. The transcript has 17 exons. Gene Ontology annotation, molecular function: microtubule binding. Bases 71 to 3112 code for a protein of 1013 amino acids. The record is from RefSeq and is a predicted model, not a curated record. Gene Ontology annotation, biological process: spindle assembly.
UGGGUGGCUCAGGCCUAUUGUGCGGGGGGAAACGGCAGGGGCACCGCGCCUAGGAGCCGCCUCCAUCGGGAUGGAUCCCCGCUCCCCGUUGGCCGCACCUUCUCCCGCUCCGCGACGCUCCCUUUCCUGCGGGGGAGAGGCUUCCCCUGCUCUGGGCUCGCAUCUGCGGCGCCGGGGGAAGAUGAGCGCGGCCGCGGCCGCCCCCGCCGCCGCCCCCCUCUGGGAGAGGGAGCGGCUCUGGAUGUUUCUGCAAGCGCUCGGCUUCCAGCCGGGCGGCAAGACCGACUGCGGGAAGAUAGUUACGCACGCCAGCUUGGGAGUGAGCAUGUUUGACAAGCCGAAUAUUGAUGCUUUUCAUGUUGUUUCCUACUUCCUAUUUACCACUUUGGAUCAUUCUCAUGCUAAAGAAGUCUUCAGGUAUUGUUGGCCUCCGGUAGAUCGAAAAGGUGAUGCGGAAUAUCGAAAACAAUGUUAUGAGUGGUUAAGAAAAAUUGCCGACGAAUGUGGAAGUAGCUUUCCUCAAGUUGUUGGUUCUCUCUUUCUUUCUCCCGGUGGCCCGAAGUUUGUUCGUCUAAUGUACCAAUUUGCAAGAUUUGUCUUAAUGCAGUAUAUUAAAACAAACUCUGAAGGUGGCGGUACAUGUUUUGUAGAAACUUUUAAUUCAAGGCCUCAAGAUUUACACAAAUCCAUUGCAAGAUACCAUGUCACAUGCAACCGGUUUUUAAGAAUUUUACAUAAAGAAGAUUUUGUAAUUCAAGAGUAUCAGAAAAAAGCCCAGCUUUUGGUUGAACAAAUAAGAUACUUGAGGUCAGAAUGUGUAGAACUACAAAAAGAACUACAAAAAAUGGAGCAAUAUGAUCAAAAUUAUAAACCGAACAGAGUUCAACAGGUUCGCUCAAUGUGGACAUCUGUGAUGGAAACACUUUCAGCCUUGGAGAAAGAAAGGGAAGUUGUUAAUUCUGUUGUUAAAGGUCACGUCGAUCAGUACGCCCUAGAUGGGACUGAUGUUGCUAUUAAUGUUCCAAGACUCCUCCUUGCUACGAUAGAAAAGCAAAUGUACAAAAUACACAUGGGAAAUGUUUAUGAGUCUGGGAAAUUGAAUCUCUUAACAGUCAUUCAGAUAUUAAAUGAAGGCCUGAAAAUUUUAAGACAUGAACGGUGUCAAAUUGACCCAGUGGGAUUGAAAUUAGAUCUUGGCUUCAUUGAAGGAAAGGCUAAGUUUCAGACUGAAACUUUAUCAAGUCUGAAGCAUAUGAGGCAUAAAAUGAAGCAAGAGGAUCUCGUGGCAAUAAAUCAAUCAAUUUCUGAAAAACAGAGAAAAUGGGAAAUGAAGUGGGAGAAAUUUCUUGGCCAGUCUCCUUUUAGGCUUAUUAAAAGUUGGACUCCAGCUCUUGGUCUCCUACCACCCAUGUCUCCUCUCUCGUUCGAACCUGUUUCAGAGGAAGCAUAUAAAAAUAGUGUCUUCUUUUGUUAUCCUGUAUCACUUCCAGACACACCGAAAGAGCAUAGCCAACAAAAUAGCAAUAAUGAUGAUGGAUCACUUGGAACUGCAGACAGUCUAGUGGAGAGGAUUCCUCCAUUUCGGACACAGUCCACUCUACCAACCAGUAGCAACAGUGAGAUUCUUCUUGAGAAGAGCACUAAGAAAAAAUCUCCAGAAUGGAAAAAAACUCCCCGAAGAAAAGAUCCGUCGGUUUCUAAAAAAACUCUGAAAUAUGAAAUGGAUGAAUCUAGCCCAGGGGAGGAAGCUGGAUCAUUGGAAACAAGGAAGAAUAGAGAGAUUGGUGCUCCUCAGACAUCAAAACCAGUUAAAGAUGAUCCUUUCAAAAAAGAGCAGGAACAUUUGGCAGAAGAAGUCGCCAAAGUGAUUUUAUCCGAUUCACCGAAGACCUAUGAAGAAAAAGACAUGGAAUUACAGGAAUUAAUUAGUUCACUAGCUUCUGACCCUUUCUUAACGAGGAGACAGAUUCCACGAACUCCAGAAAAUCUGAUCACUGAAAUUAGGAGCUCAUGGAGAAGUGCUCUUCAAACCGAAGACCGUCCAAAUCUGGAGUCGUUUCAGACUGGUGUAGCAUUUGACAAAGCCUUGCCCGAUUCAUUGCCUGAAUUCAGGAACCAGACAGAUUUAAGCAUGGCCUGCUUUCUCUCUGCAUCUUCUUUAACCGAUUUUAGUCAGUCUGUCUUACCGGAAGAGAAGGCCGAGUCCGAUUACGUGGAGCCUUUGCCUCAAGUGCGUGGAACACCUGGUCCUUCUGCUGACCAACCAGCACAGAAACAAACAGAAUUGCUAAAUAGUAAACGAUUGUGGGAGCGAGAAUCUAAAUGCUCAGUUGUAAACAGAAGCCUUGGAGAAAUGAAAGUAGGGACGGUUUUGUCGGCUGUAGGCAAAAGUAUGCCCAUGAUAGAUGGUAAUGCAGAGGACUUUGUUAAACUGGAUAGCUUAACUACUUAUCAGGACCUUUCUUCUAUGCAGACAUCUUUGUCAUGGGAUUCUUCUCAGAUACCAACCAGAACUAGUUGUGAUGACCAGUUUGGCAUACUACAUGAAACUCUUCCAGAGGAGCCUGGUAACUUGAGUCUCUUGAGCCUCACGAGUACAGAGGCUGAAGAAGACAGUAGAGUGAAAGUAAGGAGCCCAGUGCACAGUGGUACCUCACCAGAAGAGAAAAUGGGGUGGGGAGAUGUCCCUCAAGAAGCAAAAUUGGAUUUUCAGACUAUUUACAAUAGAUAUGAGGCCCUGAAAAAAUGUGUGUUCGAAAAGGAAGAUUUUCAUCCGUCUUCUGAAACACCUGCAAAGCACAAAUCCGAAUUGAGCCUUUCUUCAUGUAGCACAAGAGCAGAUGAUGACAUGUUCAAUCCUCUGGAAAGUCUGCUUACUUUAGAUAUGGACUAUAUAAAACCAUCUUUACAAAUGUCUCUUGCUGAAAGGAAGCAGUCUCUUUCACCACUAAUUAAGUUUUCUCCCAUGGAACAAAGGCGAAGGUCCAUGAAACCAAAGAAACCUGGAGAGUUUUUACCCAGUUGGAAGGAAGAAAAUUGCAAUAAGAACCUAGGUGAGAGAGAAUCCCCAUCUGAUUCAAAUACUAAAAAAGAGGAAACAGUUGCACAGUAAAUAGAAUUAUAGUAAACCUAAAUGGAAAAUGUAAUGCAGCAGUAUAGAAAAAAUAGAUUUGUAAUUAAAAAUAUCUUUUGUAUUUUAAUUCUUAUGCUUUUCUUGUUAGAUAAAAGUCUUAAGUGCCUAUUAACAUGUGAAUGCCGGUCAGUUUGAGGCAAAUUAUUUCAGUUUGCAUUGUGCAAAGUUGCUGGAUUGUUUAUUCCGAUUUCUCCUGGAAAAGCCAAAUAGAAUUUUAGAGGAUGACUAGUUGAAGUUGCACUGCAGUCAGACAUUUAAAUUUCUUGGAUUACCUCGGAUUAAAUGGUGACAAAAAUAACAUUCUGGUAUCUCAUCUGAUUUACAAACUUAAAAAUUUCUGUGUACUAUCAGAAGAAUAAAUAAUCCUUGUUAG